AUGGAUCACAAGUCAGCCGAGGUUUUACAUGAUGCUUAUGAAAGCAGAACAAGGAAUGGAGCAACUGAAUCCGAUUGUUCCAAGAAUGAUAUGAAGGAUAUUCCAAGACCUGGUCCAAGUACUCCAGUAGAUAACAUGAAAGUUAACUCGGUCGAAUGGAAAGCGCCGGAACUUGUUUCUCCAAAUGCUACUAUAGAGAAUAUAUCUGGGGAAGUAAACAUGGAGGCUUCCAUAACACCAGAUGAUGUUGUACGGGCUGGAGGCUUUGGAGCUAGAGAUGAUAUAAGUAGCUUUCUUCCUGUUGCAAGUGAUUCAACUGACUUUGAAGCAACAAUCCUUGAUGCUAGAAACUAUGAAGAGCCACAGGGAGAAAUACACAGACCAGGUCUUGGCUGGACAGAAGCAACAGAAAGGAAGUCUUUUGUCAAUCCUUAA
Molecule: messenger RNA, 435 nt
Organism: Dovyalis caffra
Lineage: Eukaryota; Viridiplantae; Streptophyta; Magnoliopsida; Malpighiales; Salicaceae
Source: the annotation of a GenBank genome assembly